AUGCACCGGCUCCGCCAAGACGAGGUGGAGCUCGAAAAAAGUGUCCGCCGACUGCGGGAGAAGUUCUACGGGAAGGUGGCCAUCGAGGAUGCGGUGAUUCUGAUGCGGAAGUUCAUCAAUAAUCAUGAUCUAGCCUGCAAGCGCAUUAUUCUUUGCAAAGAUGAGAUGGAUGAUCCGGAAGACGACGGGAGCCUGGCUGACGAUCCGGUCGCUUUGAAAGUGAUAGAUAAACUGAAGAAAGAAGAGGAGCAGAAGAAACAGAACGACCCUGAAAAUGACCACAAAAUCCAGGAGGUCGCUCGGCAACUGAAAGUUUUGCCCUUGACGGAGAGGAACGUGCGCAUGUUCAACCAUGCCCAAAACAACCUCAUACCCCCAUCUGACCACCAGUUUUCGUGCCUGCCCUGCGACAGCACGUGGUGGCGUCGCGUCCCAAAACGGAAACAGGUUUCCCGUUGCCGGAUGUGUGGGACCCGGUAUGACCCAGUGCCAGCCGGUAAGAUGUGGGGAACCGCCGAGUUUCACUGUUCUAACUGUGGACGGUCGUUCAGGGGCUUAGCUCAGAUGGGGACCCCGUCCCCCUGUUAUAUUUGCCGUACCCCCGUAUUCCCGACAUGCAUCAUCCCGCCUCGCAAGGCCCCGGGUCCACGCACCAGACAGCCCCAUUCCUGCUUCGCCGAGGAUUGCUACAACCGCAGAGAGCCCCACGUUCCAGGCACCCACUGCGUGCACCCUCGAAGCCGGGUGAGGAGGGGCCUGCCCAAAGUGAUCCACCCCUGCCAAGCGCACGACAGCACGGGCUCCACCGUGGCGACCUGCAUAAGCCAGGGUAGUUUGGCCCAAUACGACAUCGACGAGCUCAUUCUGGAGGACCUGCAAGAGCUGGACGAGGACGGGGAGAGCAGCAAUUAA
Messenger RNA from Euleptes europaea (tarantolino), 912 nucleotides. It is a transcript of the gene SHFL, whose product is annotated as shiftless antiviral inhibitor of ribosomal frameshifting. The transcript is spliced from 9 exons. The record is from RefSeq and is a predicted model, not a curated record. Gene Ontology annotation, biological process: innate immune response; viral translational frameshifting. NCBI's taxonomy places the organism in Eukaryota, Metazoa, Chordata, Lepidosauria, Squamata, Sphaerodactylidae. Bases 1 to 912 code for a protein of 303 amino acids. Gene Ontology annotation, molecular function: sequence-specific mRNA binding; ribosome binding.